AUGACGGGAUCAGUUGGGCCAACUGCGGACAAGCCAAAGGAGGCCGAAUUGUCCGCUGGGAGAAUACUGAAUGAGAAGCAGACAGAUUGGAGGUCAAUGUGGAUUUGCAUAUUCCUUCAAUUCGUAGUUGGAGUUCAAAUUUCUGUGUAUUACAUGUCAAUGUGGCCGUAUUUGAGUGGCCUUGAUAAAAACGCAGAUUUUGAUUUUAUGGGAUGGAUCGUUGCAGCUUGCAGUAUUGGAUCAUCGAUAAAAACCAUGUCUGUCAAAUGGCCAGCAAUAUUUGGUUUUCUGAUGGCGGCUGCUGGACAAGUGUGGUACGGUCUACUGACAGUAGCCACAAAUGCCAAAUGGUGGAUGCUCUUCGCUAGAUUUUUCACAGGAUUUGGAGUAGGAAACAUUGCGGUUCUUCGGGUUUACGCAGCUACUGCAUCCACCACAAAAGACAGAAUGCGAGCAAUUUCUUUUGGAACUGCGGGCUUUGUUUCUGGAAUCUCAUUUGGACCUGUUAUUUCCGCAGUGUUCACACCGCUCGGUGCAGACGGACUUCGAAUUGGUUUUCUUGUGUUCAAUAUGUAUACAGUAGUCGCAUAUCUGAUGGCGUUGACUUGUUUCUUAUCAUGCAUUGUCAUUUACAUUUUCUUCGAGGAGAGUUACGCUGGAAUUGUUACGAAGGAAGAGAAGGAAAAUGAUGAUCUGGUUGUACCAAUGUUCGAUAUCCCUGGAUCUAUUAUUUGCAUUUACCUGUUCAUGAUUAUCAAUAUUAUCUCAACAAAUGUGGAAGUAAUGUCUACACCAUUGACCACCGUACUUUACGACUGGAAGGAUAGUGAUGCAAUUUUGUACAACGGUAUUACCCUCGCAUUGAGUUGUAUCGUUUCUGUGACCUUUCAUGUGAUUCUGGGAACUAGUCGAAUUGGAAAAAUGGACAAGAGGAAUCAAAUGUUGAUCGGAAUAUUUGUGUUCCUUCUCUAUCAUGUAUGCAUGUACCCAUGGGAGUUCUACUCAGGACCAUUGAAUUUCAUACCAGAAGGCGUUGAGACUACAGAAGCGGGAGGAUGCUAUGCUGAGUAUCUAUGGUGCCAUGACACAACACGUGUACCAUUAUAUGUAUAUCUGUUCUGUUUUAUUGUGUUUUUCGGAUUGGCAUUCCCGUUCGUAGAGACACCGGCUGCAGCCCUUUUUUCGGAAGUUUUGGGUCCAAGAAAACAGGGAACAAUGCAAGGAUUCUUUUCACUUGGAGGAAGUAUUGCACCUGUGAUUGGCUCCAUUACAUCCACGUAUGUUUUGCUCCAACAUUUUAGAAGUCAAACUUUUUUCAGAGCCCUUUUCAAAUAUACGGGUUACCGUUAUAUCAUUGUACUUCAAAGUGUGAUUCUUGUUAUCGGAGGAGCUCUCAUUUUGAUUUUCUACAAGAGGCUGGUACCAUUGAAUUUGAUCAAAAAGACGGAGAGCGAAAAAGUGACAAACUGA
This is a messenger RNA of Caenorhabditis briggsae, 1470 nucleotides long. The record is from RefSeq and is a predicted model, not a curated record. Lineage: Eukaryota; Metazoa; Nematoda; Chromadorea; Rhabditida; Rhabditidae. The transcript is spliced from 7 exons. Gene Ontology annotation, molecular function: transmembrane transporter activity. The coding region runs from base 1 to 1470 and encodes 489 amino acids. Gene Ontology annotation, biological process: transmembrane transport. Gene Ontology annotation, cellular component: lysosomal membrane.